Alligator sinensis (Chinese alligator) is the source of this 1796-nucleotide messenger RNA. RefSeq names its product acyl-CoA dehydrogenase short chain (gene ACADS). NCBI's taxonomy places the organism in Eukaryota, Metazoa, Chordata, Crocodylia, Alligatoridae. The transcript is spliced from 9 exons. Gene Ontology annotation, biological process: fatty acid beta-oxidation using acyl-CoA dehydrogenase; butyrate catabolic process. Gene Ontology annotation, molecular function: flavin adenine dinucleotide binding. The coding region runs from base 16 to 1089 and encodes 357 amino acids. Gene Ontology annotation, cellular component: mitochondrion. The record is from RefSeq and is a predicted model, not a curated record.
UCCAAGUGCUUAGAAAUGGUUUCUUUGAGGACCUGGUCCAUGAUUUUUCUGGGGACUGAGGUGAAGAAGAUGGGAGCCCUUGGGCUGCUAGCCAUGGAUGUGCCAGAGGAGUACAGCGGGGCAGGGCUUGAUUACCUGGCCUAUUCCAUUGCUGUGGAGGAGAUAAGCAGGGGCUGUGCCUCCACAGGGGUCAUCAUGAGCGUCAAUAAUUCUCUGUAUUUAGGUCCAAUAUUGAAGUUUGGCUCUGAAGAGCAGAAACUUAAGUGGAUCACACCCUUCACCAGUGGAGACAAGAUAGGGUGUUUUGCCCUCAGUGAACCAGGAAAUGGCAGCGAUGCAGGAGCUGCUUCCACAGUGGCAUCACUGGAUGGUGAUGAGUGGAUCCUGAAUGGCACCAAAGCUUGGAUCACCAAUGCCUGGGAUGCCUCUGCUGUUGUCGUAUUUGCUACUACAGACAAAUCCCAGAAACACAAGGGCAUCAGUGCCUUCCUGGUUCCCAUGCCAACCCCUGGGCUCUCACUGGGGAAGAAAGAAGACAAGCUGGGAAUCCGAGCCUCCUCCACCGCCAAUCUGAUAUUUGAGGACUGUCGGAUCCCCAAGGCCAAUCUACUGGGGCAGCUGGGGAUGGGCUUCAAAAUCGCCAUGCAAACCCUGGACACAGGCAGGAUUGGGAUUGCCUCCCAGGCCCUUGGAAUAGCUCAGGCAGCUCUGGACUGUGCUGUGGAUUAUGCGGAGAAGAGAGUGGCAUUUGGUUCACCCAUUACUAAACUGCAGGCUAUUCAGUUCAAGCUGGCAGACAUGGCACUAGCCCUGGAGAGCGCGCGCCUGCUGACCUGGAGAGCAGCCAUGUUGAAGGACAAUGGGAAGCCUUUCACCAAGGAAGCUGCAAUGGCCAAGCUGGCUGCAUCAGAGGCUGCAACUGCCAUUUCCCAUCAGGCUAUCCAGAUUCUAGGCGGGAUGGGCUACGUGACAGAAAUGCCAGCAGAGCGGCACUACCGUGAUGCUCGAAUCACAGAGAUCUAUGAGGGAACCAGUGAGAUCCAGAGACUGGUGAUAGCAGGUCAGCUGCUGAGGGAGUACCGGAGCUAAAGCAGCUAGUUGGAGAAGAAUCCAGUCUAAGUGCCUAAUAACCGGUGUGCAGAAGGGAGGAGGAGAGAACGUGAAAAUGCCUUCAUCUGUCCACCAAUCAUUUUGGUAAACAGGCUGAUUCUCUAUGGGGAAGGGAUUGGCCAACACACAAUUUGUCAAAAAAAUUUCAUGUCUUCUGGGUUUAUAAAUGUGACAAAUGAACGGCUCUACCACCAAGCUUGCCUUCAGAGUAAAAGAGGGUUCAGGGCUCUUAAAAGGGAGUGUUUGCUUUGACCAAGGCACUCACCAGCUGGUGUUAGAUGCUGCCACUACCUCAGACUCGCACACAGUUUACCAUCAUAUCUAAUUUUGCUAAGGAUGGCUCUGAUUCUGAUCUCUGAAUAACUGGUUGCAUUUAUUAGCCUUUCCUAUACCUGUCACAUCACUUGAAGGUAAUUUGUCCUCACCUGGUGCCAAUGACAAAGCUAAACUGAAAUGAUGGGGUUAAUUACUAGCUAAUGUGAAAAGUCCAAAUGGGAGAGGUAGCGUGUUCUGUUCUUGUAGAUUUUUGCUCUGACAGUAGGAAUGCAGCACAAAGGGAACUUCCUUAAAGGUUACUUACAUUGGGGUCAUGGGUACCAACUGAGAGUAAGGUCCAUUUGUACUACCCUAGACUGAUUGUUGCACUACCUCUUCAUGGUGGUUUUUAAUGAAUUGCACAUGUUGAA